GCACGUUGAGGAGAGAACUGUCAGAUAGACGUCAAACUAGUAAACAAAUCGACCGAAAUAUCGAUAAACAAUGAUUUAAAUCGCGAUUAAAGAUGGGUCGGCGGUGCAGCGUGCCCCACUGCUACACGGGCUACAGAAAAAGCAAAGACCGAGCGGAGAAAGAAACGGGAUCGCUGUUUAAGGUCCCGGACGAUGAUUACUUCAGAGAGCAGUGGAACAAGGCGAUAGCACGGGAAGACCGACUACUGGGCGCCAAAGAUUUCGUGUGCUACAAGCACUUCAGCCGCGACGAUUUUAUACACAAGAGAUUUCUGAAGCACGCUGUGGAAGAAUAUAAGGUGCCCAAGUUGAAACCAGAUGCAAUACCGUCGAUAUUUCCCGAGUUACCCGAUCAUAUAAUUAAGAUAUGCAAAAAACGCAGAAAAAUGCCUCUGCCUAUCAAACAAGAACAAGAAACGUUAAUACCAGAGCCGGAGGUGCAAAUAAAGGAAGAAUUAGUUGAAGAUGAGGUUGAAAGUGGAAUAAAAACCACAGAGAUUGAAAUCAAGACUGAAAUACAGGAAGAGGAGGAAUUCAUUGGUGUCAAAAUCUAUAAAUGUGUGGAGUGCGACUACAAAUCAACAUACAAACACAAUUUACAAACCCACAUGACAAAACACGAAAAAAAGUGCAAGUAUGUUUGUGAGAAGUGUCCCUUUUUUAAGACAAAAUGGAUAGAAACGUAUAAAAGUCAUCUACGAAUAAAACAUGAUGUGGGAGAACUGAAAGAGUAUACUUGCAGCUUGUGCACAUUUAAAACUAAAGUGCAAGUGUGUCUAAAAAGGCACAUGGAUAGGCACAAAAAACUUUUGGGGAUGGCAAGAUACAUUUGCCAAUUGUGCAAUUUUUCUACGGAUGUUCAUAAAGAUUAUUUGCAGCAUAAAAAAAUGCACAAAAACAAUGCUAAUUUCCUUUUAAAAGACUACCACGAUUUUGGUAUUUUAGAUGUAUUAUUGUCUGAAGAUUUAAAUGAGGAAUUUUCUGAAGCCAGUACCAGUAACAGUAUUAUAUCUUCCGAUAGUUACCACUGCAAAAAAUGUACUUUCACCUCUUGCACGGAAGAAAAUUUACAGACGCACCAAAAAUUAAAACAUUGCAAGAUGGGGGCACAGCAACUGUUAAAAUGUGCAGAGUGCAAUUUCGUAUCUAAAACGAUACUUUGUUUGAAAUUGCACAUGAAAAAACAUGAAGCAGACGAUUAGAAUAAAAUUAGAGAUACCAUUUUUGUUUAUUUAUUUUUUGACGUUUUGUUUAUGACAUUAUUGAGAAACGUCAAUA
Brassicogethes aeneus is the source of this 1317-nucleotide messenger RNA. The record is from the annotation of a GenBank genome assembly. NCBI's taxonomy places the organism in Eukaryota, Metazoa, Arthropoda, Insecta, Coleoptera, Nitidulidae.